AUGCCAAACAUUGAAUAUAUUGUAACUGCAGAAUUUCAUAUUGACAAGGGACCAUCAAUUGUUCAUCAGUUUCCUAAUCAAUUACCAGGUAUGGAUAAUCUAUAUUUUUUACCUGAAUUGAUGUUACCUGAUCAAAUACAUAAACGUAAUGAAGAUUAUACCUUGUUUCUAUUGCAUCGAAACACCACUAAUGGGGAAUUUCAAUAUCUUUUCAACAAGAGUACAUGUGAAGAUAAUCCAUAUUAUUUAUAUACAAUUGUUGAUAAUCGUAAAAAUGAUGAAUUUAAACGUGGAGCCAGUAUUAAAUCAUUAUCAAUAAUCACGAAAUUAUCUUAUUUCAAAAAUUUCAAGCCAUUAUUAUUGAUAUGUUUGGAUUUAUAUUUUAAAAAUAAUGAUGUUAAAUAUUUACAAGAAUUAUAUCGAGUAAUUAAUGAAAAAAAAUUUGAAAUAUCUCCAGGUUAUUCGGUAUCAAUAAUUAAAAAAUUGUUGAUUACUUCAAUAUUAGAUUUACCUAUUAAUGAUAAGAUUUAUUAUGAUGAAUCAUUUAGAAAUAAAUUAUUAGGAAUUGGUAAAGAUGAUUUUAUUAAUGAAGAUUUAUUUAUUAGAAAAGAUUUAAGUUUUAAUUCUGUGAUUAAAUUUAAUAAAAUGAAUAUACCGAUAAAAAUCCCCAUGUUAACAUUACCUGAUACUAUUGGAGAUUAUUUAAAUCCUACAGAUUUGAAUUUUAAACCUAGUUUAAUUAAUAUUUUACAAGCUAAAUUAAUUUCAACUAAUUUGAAUAAUGAAUUGACGAUAUAUGGAUUACAAACUCCACCAAUUAUCAUUUUGAUUAAUGCAAUAUUGACAGGGAAAAAAAUCAUUUUUUUAAGUUAUGAACAUUCAUCAGGGUAUAUAAUUGAUCAUAUAUUAUUAACAUUGAAAAUAAUUACUGGAGGAGGGAUUUUAAGUGGGAUUUUAACUAAUUAUAAUGUUUUCCCUAUGAUUGAUGUAUCGAAAAUAGAUUUAUUAGAAGAAUGUGAAUCAUUUAUUGCUGGUACAAUAAAUCCAUUUUUCAAACAAAAUGAUCGAUUAUGGGAUUUAAUGUAUGAUUUAGAUAAUAAUGAAUUUAUUUUAAGUUCACAAUUACCUAAUGAUGAUAUUGAAUUUAAAAAUUCCAUUAUAUCAGAAGAUGCCAAAUUUUUAUCUAAUUUACAAUUAUCAUUAUUCAAUUAUAAUGAUGAUUUAACCACCAUACAAUUAAUUUUUAGACGACAUAUUAAUGAAAUAAUUCGAAUUUUAUUAAGUUCAAAAAAUUUUAAUAGUAAUUUGGCCCCAACAAGUCAAGAUUUAAUUUUAUUAUUAGAUGGUAUUGGUUAUUAUUGGGCUAGUGAUACAAAUAAAUUAUUAGAAAUUUCUUGUUAUCAAUUAAUUUCCAAAAAAUUCCAUUUUUUAUUAUAUAAUGGGAAAUUAAUUUAUAAUUUAUUAUUACCUAAUUUAUCUAAUGAAUUAAAUUUAAUGAUUGAUUUACAUUAUCAUUUACAAAGUUUAAAUAAUCCUUUAUCCAAUUCUAGAAUUAAUGAAAGAGAAAUUUGGUUUAAUAUAUUGAAAUUUUUAAUUUCUGGUAAAUCAUUAGAAAUUUUUUUAUUAAUAACAUAUUUAAUCCCACCAAAUUCUUCAUCAAGUUUACAAUCAUCUUCUGUUCAUGGAGGUAAUUUGACUAUAUUUGAUAAAAAUAAAGGUAUUGAAUUAUUAUUAUUGAAUUUAUUUAAUCAAGAUGAUCAAGUCAAAUCAAAUGUUAUAAUGAUUUUACAAGAAUUACAGGAUAAUUUUUUGUGUAGUUGGUGUCUUGAUAAAUUUUUGAAAUCAAAUUUAAUUUAUGAACUUGCAUUUUCAGAUUUGAUCAAUGAAUGA
This is a messenger RNA of Candida dubliniensis CD36, 1890 nucleotides long. It is a transcript of the gene MEA1, whose product is annotated as Mea1p. Gene Ontology annotation, biological process: actin cortical patch localization; cellular bud site selection. Lineage: Eukaryota; Fungi; Ascomycota; Pichiomycetes; Serinales; Debaryomycetaceae. The record is from RefSeq and is a predicted model, not a curated record. The transcript has a single exon. Gene Ontology annotation, cellular component: plasma membrane; cellular bud neck. The coding region runs from base 1 to 1890 and encodes 629 amino acids.